GGGGGGAUGAACGAAGUUGAUAUAGCCCUGGGCCACAGUCAUGUGACAUUAUCUUUACCCUUAUUAUUACAUAAUCUCAAUAUCACUAUUAUUAUAUUACUACUAUUUUUAUUUUAUUUUAUUACUACACGAAAAUGUGUGUAUAUAUAUAUUCAUCCGCCUUGCGCUGUCCCAACUCAUUUCAAUUCCCCAAUUCAAAAUUUCUCCGACGAUCGGAAUUCCGCUUCCGGCGAUUGAAUUACUCAAUUAAUAUGGACGCGAUCAGCUGCGUCGACGAGAGCACCGCCAGCGAAUCGGCGGCGGCGGCGGCGGGAGGACUCUGCCGCGUCGGGAGCGGCGCGAGCGCCGUCACCGACGCCGGCGAGAACGGCGUGGAGGCGGAGUCGAAGAAGCUGCCGUCGUCGAGAUUUAAAGGAGUGGUGCCGCAGCCGAACGGCCGGUGGGGGGCGCAAAUCUACGAGAAGCACCAGCGGGUGUGGCUGGGGACGUUCAACGAGGAGGAGGAGGCCGCCAGGGCCUACGACACGGCGGCGCAGCGGUUCCGCGGCCGCGACGCCGUCACGAAUUUCAAGCCAUUGUCACCGGAGUGCGACGAAAUCGAGGUUUCGUUUUUAAACGCCCACUCGAAAUCCGAGAUUGUCGACAUGCUCCGGAAGCAUACCUACGCCGACGAGCUCGACCAGAGCCGCCGGAAUUACGGCGCCGGAAAAUCACCCCAACACGAAAUUGCCGGCGCCGGCGCAGGCAAUUCCUCCUCCCCCGCCGGCCGCCGCGAGCACCUAUUCGAGAAGGCCGUGACGCCGAGCGACGUCGGAAAACUUAACCGUUUAGUGAUCCCGAAACAGCACGCCGAGAAACACUUCCCAUUGCCGAUCGGGAGCACGACGAAAGGGAUUCUUCUGAACUUCGAAGACAUUUCAGGGAAGGUUUGGAGAUUCCGAUAUUCGUAUUGGAAUUCGAGCCAGAGCUACGUUCUGACCAAAGGCUGGAGCCGUUUCGUGAAGGAGAAGGCUCUGCGCGCCGGCGACAUUGUCAUUUUCCGGCGAUCGGCCGGCCCGGACAGGCAGCUCUACAUUGACUGGAAGGCGUCAGGCCGAGCUCCGCCUGUGCAGACGGUGAGGCUGUUUGGCGUCGAUAUAUUGUUUGAGAAGGCCUCCGGCGACGGCGACGGCGCCGGUGACCGCUCCGGUGGCUGCAGCGGGAAGAGGAUUAGGGAAAUGGAGAUUUGGGGGUCAUUAGGGUGUGCGAAGAAACAGAGGGCCAUUGAUGCUUUGUGAAAUUUUAAUUCAAUUUUAGUUAAAUUUGAUUUUAGUAAUUUCUAGUCUUUUUUUUUUUUUUGUUUCUGAUUCUGCAAUUUUACUUUUUUUUUUUUGGUAUGUUGCAAGUUGCAAGAAAGUUCUAAUUGUACAGUAAAUAGGAAAUUAAUGAAAAAGAAACAAAUACUAGUACUAUACACUGGUUAUAUUUUUCAAA
Messenger RNA from Andrographis paniculata, 1473 nucleotides. RefSeq names its product AP2/ERF and B3 domain-containing transcription factor RAV1-like. NCBI's taxonomy places the organism in Eukaryota, Viridiplantae, Streptophyta, Magnoliopsida, Lamiales, Acanthaceae. The record is from RefSeq and is a predicted model, not a curated record. The coding region runs from base 135 to 1277 and encodes 380 amino acids. The transcript has a single exon. Gene Ontology annotation, biological process: regulation of DNA-templated transcription. Gene Ontology annotation, molecular function: DNA-binding transcription factor activity; DNA binding.